This is a messenger RNA of Melanaphis sacchari, 886 nucleotides long. RefSeq names its product sodium channel modifier 1-like. Bases 155 to 796 code for a protein of 213 amino acids. Gene Ontology annotation, biological process: RNA splicing. The transcript is spliced from 6 exons. The record is from RefSeq and is a predicted model, not a curated record. NCBI's taxonomy places the organism in Eukaryota, Metazoa, Arthropoda, Insecta, Hemiptera, Aphididae. Gene Ontology annotation, cellular component: nucleus.
ACUGUAUUCAAUCUUGGAGAAACUGUUCAAGAGCUUGAGAGUGUUGUAAACAUUGUAUCAAAAAACAAAAACACAAUUUUUUCUCAUCGUAAUCUUUUAUAAUUUAUCUUAGUUAAUUUAGUUAUUAAGUAGUUUAAAAAUUAUCACAGUUAUAAUGUCAUUUAAACGUGUGUGUGAUGGAUCAGGCAGUGAUUUACUCAAAAGUCUUGAGUCACAAAGAAUUAAAGAAUUACUCGGCAUUCAAAUACCCGAUGGUGAAGCUAAAUUAUUAUCUAAUGGGAAAUUGACUUGUAUGAUUUGCAUUCAGAGACCAAUUUUUGAUACUGUUAAUGUACUCUCAAUUCAUAGACAAGGAAAAAAACAUUUAAAUGAACUUAGUAAAUAUUUAGAAAGAAAAGAAGAAUUAGAGUUGAUGAAGAUAAAACAACAACAAAAAAACUGCAUUCAAUCAUUUGGCGCAUCAAAACUGUAUGCUAGUUCAACAGAACGUAAAACAAAAUUGGAAUUACCAGAAAAUGAUUCAGAUAAUACUAAAGAAUCUUCCAUUGUUUCACGUUAUGUAUCUUCAAUGAAAAAAAAACCAUCUUUACAAGAUGUUAUAAAUCGUGCAAAAAAUCAUCCUUAUCAGCAAUUGGUUUCUAAUUCUGAUACCUCAGUGUCCAAGAAUGCUCCGUCUAUCACUCAAUCUAUACAGACUUCAAGUAAUAAAGAAAUCAAAAUUGGUUGGAUUAAAAACUCUGACGGAUCAUGGUUUAAAGAUCCACAAGCUGAAUUUGAUUCUGAUGAUGACUGGUAAGCAUUGGAUAUGAUUGCCUAGUAACGAUUUUUAAAUAUUAAAAAUAUAUUGCUUGAAAUAGAAAAUAAGUGUCAGUCUAAAAUUAUUAGA